AUGUCCGUUGUAGCCAGUCGCAGAAGUAGCCGUACCCACAGCCCACGUAGAGGUGUCGUGCUUCAGAGCCAGAUCACCACCAGCACCACAGAGGUGAAGACCUCUCAGUCUCAGGUGACCGACCUGAAGAGGACCUUCCAGAGCCUGGAGAUUGAACUGCAUGGCCUGCUCACUCAGAAGGGGUACCUGGAGCAGAGCGUCGUUGAUAUAAACGGCCGCUAUGGCUCCCAGCUGAGCCAGCUGCAGGUUUGUAUCAACAGCAUGGAGGAGGAGCUGCAGCAGAUCAACGUCAGCAUCCAGCAGCAGGCCUCCGAGUACCAGAUCCUCCUGGACAUCAAGAUGAGGCUGGAGAUGGAGAUCGCUGAGUACAGGAGGCUGCUGGAUGGAGAGGGGCUCAGGCAUGUGGAGACCAGACAGGAGGUCAGGAAAGUGAUCGUGGUCGAGAAGGUCCAGGAAGUACAACUCCAGGAAGUGGUGGAAGAGUAUUACCCCCACAUAAAGAAGUGUGUGAGGGUGAUUGUGGAGGAGGAGGUGGUGUCCACCGUAGUUGAUGAGAAGGUCCAGGAAAUGAACGAACUGAGAGGUUGA
Salvelinus sp. IW2-2015 is the source of this 588-nucleotide messenger RNA. The record is from RefSeq and is a predicted model, not a curated record. NCBI's taxonomy places the organism in Eukaryota, Metazoa, Chordata, Actinopteri, Salmoniformes, Salmonidae.